This is a messenger RNA of Spodoptera frugiperda (fall armyworm), 643 nucleotides long. RefSeq names its product ejaculatory bulb-specific protein 3 (gene CSP12). Lineage: Eukaryota; Metazoa; Arthropoda; Insecta; Lepidoptera; Noctuidae. The coding region runs from base 24 to 536 and encodes 170 amino acids. The record is from RefSeq and is a predicted model, not a curated record. The transcript is spliced from 4 exons.
UAUCUUCUUCAUGAUAUAAAGGAAUGGCUUCCUCAUACUAUUCAGUACUUACAGUGAACGACGCUGUUACUCCUUCUACUGUUCCUGGAAUGAUGAAGAACUCGUUUAAAACAAUGAUACUCUUAGUAUACUUGACAAUUCAGAGCAACGCGACGGAGACUUCCACAUACACGACCAAAUAUGAUGGCAUCGAUCUUGACGAAAUACUAGACAAUGACCGUCUGCUGACUGGGUAUGUCAACUGUCUGAUGGAUCUUGGUCCUUGCACGGCUGAUGGAAAGGAAUUGAAAAAAAACCUUCCGGAUGCUAUCGAGAAUGACUGUAAGAAGUGCACUGAGAGACAGCGUGAGGGAGCCGACCGUGUCUGUCAUUACCUCAUUGACAAUAGACCUGAAGACUGGACCAAACUUGAGGAGAAAUACAAAUCUGAUGGAAGCUAUAGAGCUAAAUAUUUAGCCAGUAAGCAGACUAAGGAUGAGAAGGAAUCAAAUGCCACAAAAUCCAGUGAAGAUACAAAUAAUGUAUCUAAAGAAUAAAUCUGACAGAAACCACCUGACGACGAUGAACCAGCAACUCGCAAAGGAUUAAAUGAUAAUGAUUUUAUGGAUGCCGCUAAUAUUACUAAAUAAAUGAUGAGUUCAGC